This is a messenger RNA of Onychostoma macrolepis, 9035 nucleotides long. RefSeq names its product membrane associated guanylate kinase, WW and PDZ domain containing 2b (gene magi2b). Gene Ontology annotation, cellular component: dendrite; cytoplasm. Lineage: Eukaryota; Metazoa; Chordata; Actinopteri; Cypriniformes; Cyprinidae. Gene Ontology annotation, molecular function: beta-1 adrenergic receptor binding; SMAD binding; signaling receptor complex adaptor activity. The record is from RefSeq and is a predicted model, not a curated record. Gene Ontology annotation, biological process: signal transduction; receptor clustering.
UCAAAAUCUCGAAAUGAACAUCAUGAUAUUUUGUUUAAAAAAGUCACGCAUAGGAUCAAAUUAUAUUUGCACGUUUUUCUUAUACAUCAAUAUUUGUCUUGAACCAAAUCUUGGAUUCGACUCGAUCGAUUCCAUAAACUUGGAAAUAAAAAAACUUGCAAUUGAACAACAUGAUAUUUUGUUAAAAAAAAAAAAAACAAUUCUCACAUAUGAUCAAAUUAUAUAGGCUACUACUUUGCACGUUUUUCUUAUAAAUCUAUAUAUUUAUCUUGAAUCAAAUCUUGGAUUCGACUCGAUCGAUUCCAUAAACUUGGAAAUAAAAAAACUUGCAAUUGAACAACAUGAUAUUUUGUUUAAAAAAAAAAAAAACAAUUCUCACAUAUGAUCAAAUUAUAUAGGCUACUACUUUGCACGUUUUUCUUAUAAAUCUAUAUAUUUAUCUUGAAUCAAAUCUUGGAUUCGACUCUAUCGAUUCUAUAAACUUGGAAAUAAAAAAACUUGCAAUCGAACAACAUGAUAUUUUGUAAACAAACAAACAAAAAUGGUCAAAUUAUACUUUGUACGUUUUUCUUAUAAAUCUAUGUAAGCCUAUUUGUCUUGAAUCAAAUCUCGGAUUCGAAUAAAAAAAACUUGCAAUGAACAACAUGAUAUUUUGUAAACAAACAAACAAAAAGGGUCAAAUUAUACUUUGUACGUUUUUCUUAUAAAUCUAUGUAUUUGUCUUGAAUCAAAUCUCGGAUUCGACUCGAUCGAUUCUAUAAACUUGGGAAUCGAAAACACCAUAAACCUUCCGUUUGAGCCAGCUCUCAUUGCGCACCUUCCUUCCCUUUUCGUCCAAGGCUCACUUUUACUUGAAGCCCGUUUUGAGGAAUGCACGCUCGUCUUGCACUAGCAUUCCUGCCUCCUCCUAGACAUCACAUCCGGGUCACUCGGCAGUCAGCGUGUAAGCGAGCGUGCUCCUCCAUACAGUUGCGUACUGCUGCUGCAGCUCUCAGCGCAACUCCACUGCAUGUAACAUGGACACUACGAGCAGCGGCCAGCCGCGGAGGAUCUGAGCGCGCCUCGGGACUCGCGAUACGCCACACCGGGGCAGGGAUGAGGUACCAUCCAGCAGCCGCACACUGGUAGGCGAGUCGUCAAUUGUCAGCGAUGUCAAAGAGUCUGAAGAAGAAGAACCACUGGACGAACAAAGUCCACGAAGCGGUGCUCACUAGGAAUAAGGAGGGCGAGCUGGGGUUCGACUUGAAAGGGGGCGCCGAGAACGGCAAUUUCCCUUAUUUUGGGGAGGUGAAGCAGGGUAAGGUGGCCAUCCAGAGCGGCAAGCUGUCCCAGGACGAGCUGCUCUUGGAGGUCAACGAUACACCGGUGGCGGGGCUCACCAUCAGGGAUGUGCUGGCCGUGAUCAAGCACUGCAAAGACCCGUUCCGGCUGAAGUGCGUGAAGCAAGGAGGUGUUGUGGAUAAAGAUCUCCGGCAUUAUCUCAACCUACGGUUCCAGAAGGGUUCAGUGGACCACGAGCUUCAACAAAUAAUACGUGACAACCUCUACCUCCGGACUGUGCCGUGCACAACGAGACAGCCCAAAGAGGGGGAGGUCCCAGGUGUGGACUACAACUUUGUGAGCGUGGAGCGGUUUAUGGAAUUAGAGAAAAGUGGGGCUUUGUUAGAAAGUGGAACAUAUGAAGAUAACUUCUAUGGCACGCCAAAGCCUCCUGCCGAACCCACGCCGAUGCUGUUUAAUGUGACGGACCAACUCUUGCCCGGUGCCCGACCUAGUGCAGAGGGAAAAAGGAAGAGGAAUAAGUCCGUCAGCAACAUGGAGAAGGACAGCAUUGAGCCACCAGAAGAGGAUGAGGAAGAGAGCCCCGUUGUCAAUGGCAACGGCAUCGCCAUCACACCAGAAUCGAGUGAACAUGAGGACAAGAGCACCGAUGCGUCCGGAGACGUGCCCGUCCAGCCAUGCCCACCCGAGACCCCCACCCUCACCUCCACAGAUGCCCCUGAGGAGGAAGGAGAUGCCCCCAAGUCCCCACAGGACUCGCAGGAGAAUGACGAACUGGGCCCUUUGCCAGAUAACUGGGAGAUGGCCUACACUGAGAAAGGAGAAGUUUACUUCAUAGAUCACAAUACCAAAACGACGUCAUGGCUCGACCCUCGACUAGCGAAGAAAGCCACCCCAGAGGAGUGUGAGGAAGAUGAACUUCCAUAUGGCUGGGAGAAAAUAGACGACCCUAUUUAUGGCAGUUACUAUGUUGACCACAUUAACAGAAGGACACAGUUUGAGAACCCCGUCCUAGAGGCCAAACGAAGGAUGCAACAGCAACAGCAAAUGCAAAGUCAAGGUCUAUCGGCGCUGCCAUUGCCCACAAUAUAUAGAGAAAAGCCUCCAUUCACAAGGGACGCCACACAACUCAAAGGGACGUUCCUCACCACGGUGCUACAGAAGAGCAACAUGGGAUUCGGCUUUACCAUCAUUGGUGGCGACGAGCCGGAUGAGUUCCUACAGGUCAAGAGCGUCAUACCUGAGGGACCUGCAGCCCAAGAUGGCAAGAUGGACACAGGUGAUGUGAUUGUCUACAUCAAUGACAUCUGUGUUUUGGGCACCACCCAUGCCGAUGUGGUGAAGCUUUUCCAGUCUGUCCCCAUUGGCCAGAGUGUCACCCUGGUGCUGUGUCGAGGUUACCCUCUCCCUUAUGACCCUGAAGACCCCUCUGCUAGUUCCUCCAUGCCCCCUUUGGGCCUAGUGGAUCACCCGUUGCUGCUCAAUGGAAGGAACAACUAUGAAAAUUACAUGGAGUACAUGUCUUUGACUGGACGCUUAGUACCUGAUCACGGCGAGGGCCUUACCCCACAUCCCCAUCCUGGAGACACACACCUGGAUGGCUCGCAGCCUCCAUCCCUGACCACACCGGGACCCCCACCCGAUGACAGCGUCUCCAUGGCAUCCUCCUCAGGCGCAACGGCCGGUGCUCAAGUGGCCCCUGAACUUCUGAGUCUCACUAUAACCAAAGGCACAGAGGGUUUCGGGUUCACCAUUGCCGACAGUCCCACAGGGCAAAGAGUCAAACAGGUUCUGGAGCCGCAGGGUUGUCCGGGGUUAUGUGAAGGAGAUUUGAUGGUGGAGAUUAAUCAGAAGGGUCUCCAGGGACUCAACCACACACAGGUGGUGCAGCUGCUCAAGGACUGUCCAGUGGGAACAGAGGCUACGCUUGUCAUUCAGAGAGGAGCAACAGCAGGCCUCUACACACCCUGGGAUCCCACAAAACAGUGGGACCCUCAAGGAAGCCCCCAGACCAGCUUGUCGGCUGCUUUGCUCCCCCACGGUGCCCCACAUCCCGGCCAGACGCUCCAUCGCUCCUCUGUUCCGGACACAGAGCCCUUCCACCUGAGCAAGCCGGACCCCUACGACCUCUAUGAGAAGUCACGUGCCAUUUAUGAAAGCAGACAGCCAGUCCCUCCUCGGACGCUGACAGACUCUACAGGUGUGGAAUAUCAGGAAGUGGAAGUGCACCUGCUGCGUGAGAAGACCGGCUUCGGCUUUAGGAUUCUGGGUGGAGACGAGGCGGUGCAGGCUAUUGUGAUCGGAGCAAUCAUAGAGAACAGCCCUGCGGAGCGCGACGGCAGACUGCGUCCGGGAGAUGAGCUGGUCUCGGUUGACAGGAUGCCCGUGGCGGGGAGACCACACCGCUACGUCAUCGACCUCAUGCACGCGGCGGCACGAAACGGACAGGUCACCCUGACCGUCAGGAGGAGAGUUCUGCUGCAGCAGGGCCAGCCAUGUGAGGAAAACGGUGCAGCGGCCAAUCAAAACAGUUCUCCCCGGGGUCAUGCUGUGUGCCCGGUCAACUUGCCCCCCACCACUGAUGUAGUUAUCCACCGUAAGGAAAGUGAAGGCUUUGGCUUCGUCAUCAUCAGCUCCCUCAAUCGUCCAGAGACCACAAACACAAUAACUGUGCCACAUAAGAUCGGCCGCAUCAUCGAGGGCAGUCCGGCUGAUCGCUGUGGGAAGCUGAAGGUUGGUGAUCGUAUUAUGGCUGUCAACUGUCAGUCUAUCAUCAACAUGCCUCACGCUGACAUUGUCAAGCUGAUCAAAGACGCUGGACUCACUGUCACCUUGCACAUCAUCCCUGAAGAAGACGUAAACGGUGCUCAUUCGGCCCCAACAUCAGAGAAGCAGAGUCCCAUGGUGGCCCAGAAGCACAGCCCUCAGACUCAGUCCAGCCCAGCAGCCCAGCAGAGCCCGACCAUGGCUCAUCCCAGCCCACCAGCCCCCCACCCCAGCCCAGCCACCACGCAGCCCAGCCCCCUGCUGAUGGAGCUGGGCCCUGGAGCUCCGCACAGCAGCCCACCAGUGACUCAAAGCAGUCUGCCUGUGAGUCAGGCCGGCCUGGAGGCCAUGCAGUCGGGCUCAGCGGUGACUCAGGCUGCUGCUGCUGUGGAUCCGGGCAUACCGGGAGUUCAGCCCACCUCCAUCGGAUCAGUGCCAGUCCCACCACAGCUGUACCUUCAUGACACCAGGUCGGAGGUUAAAGCCAGGCAGGAUGUUAAACCAGAUAUCUGCCAAGCUGCAUAUACAGACUACAGACAGCCUCCGGUGGACUACAGACAUCCUCCUGUAGCAGACUACAGACAGCCGCCCACCAUGGAGUACAGACACCCACCUGCUCUCAUAGACUACAGACAGCACUCCAUCGCCGAUUAUAGACCACAGGACUAUGACUAUUUCACUGUGGAACUGGAAAAAAGUGUGAAGGGAUUUGGCUUUAGUAUCCGCGGAGGACGGGAAUACAAGAUGGACCUGUUUGUGCUGAGACUGGCUGAGGAUGGCCCUGCAAUCCGCAACGGCAGAAUGAGAGUUGGAGAUCAGAUUAUUGAAAUUAAUGGUGAGAGUACGAGAGACAUGAGUCACACUCGUGCCAUCGAGCUCAUCAAGGCCGGCGGUCGUCGAGUACGCCUGCUGUUGAAAAGGGGCACGGGACAGGUGCCGGAAUAUGGAAUGGUACCUACCAACCUUACCAUGUGCAUGAAAAGCGACACUCUAGCCUCACCCUAUUUCUUCAUAAUGGGACACUCUAAAGACACGUGCCGCCUCCCGGAGUGCUGUCUCUCCAGCCGCCCCUGCCUUGUCGGAAGUAGUCUCACCCCCCUAGCGUGACACUCGCCCUUCGCCAUCACCUGUCAUCUCAUCCAGCCUCAAACCCUGGACUUUCAGUGGCAUUCUGUGACAGUCUGGACCAAUCACAGCGCCCCUGGUGGUCAGUUUUGUGGGGCUUCGCCUGCAGAACGAAGGGUGGCAGGUCCACCUGUAAGAGCUGUGCUUUGAACAGCCUAAAAAACGGAGGAGAUGGAUCAUAAAAGUCGAAAUUAUUAAGAACAGAUGGAGACACAUAAACCUCAAAUGGAUUGUCGCAUCCAACUUGUUUUUCAUAUAGUCUCUGAUCCAAGUUUGUUUUUCGUUUUUCCGGACGAUCCAGAUGAACGGCAGCCAAAGACGCGUGGCCCGCCCUCUCGCUGUUUAAUUCUGGAUCCAGAGCGGAAACUUCUCGCAGGGGAACGAGCCGAACUUUCAACGCCUCGUUCUUCCGUCCUGUGGACCCGAGCUCUCUUUAUUUGUUUAUCAUGUAGAGGUUGUUUAUUUUUUGUAUAAUUUCAAGAUGUUCAUACCAAACCCCUAGUGAUAUCGGGGGUCAAAUAUCGCAAAUAUAUGUGUAGCAUGAAAAGAGAUUUCUGAAGAAACACACAAACUUCUGAGUUGAGAACUUCAACGUUUCAGUAUUGCGUUUCGUUAUAUGUCUGAUGGGAAAAAGUCACCAUAGACAUUGUGAAACACUGACAGUAAAUAUAAAGGGAGACCGCCAUGAUGGAGAUACAAGGGUAUCACGCAGACCCAUUCGGCCUGAAUUAUGGGAGGUAAAUGCAUAUCAAUCGCCAAAUCUGCCGCAUGGACGUAUCUCUUUAGAUCCCAAGAUGAUAUGUUACAUUAGUAUGGUUUAGUUGAUAAAUUCCACACCCAGCCAAACGUUUGGUUACAUCGCGAACUGAACCGAAGAAGGACAGUGGAUGUUUUUCGAAGCCUCAGUGUGUCAUUGGCUCUGUACUGUGCACCACCACUGUGGAUUUGGGGUGCCAUCUUACACCUCACACCUCACAAGCUUCAUUCCUAUGUCUCUGAUGGCUCCGUAGUUCAAGAAAGCUAAUUAGCGGAGCUAAUUAAAAAAAGAUGGUUUUUUAGGACAGUUUGGUCUGAGACCAGGAGACAUGUAGUCUUUCACCGUGUCCUAACCAAGUGCAACAUGACAAAUUUGCCUGUUAGCUCUGAACGUGAAAACGCUGCAUGAUGCAACAAAAUCACAUCCACUCUUAUUUGAUAUGUAAUACACAGCAACAUGUGUUUUGGACCAAUAAGACAAUGGUGGGUGGAGCUACACAGAUACAUUUGGAAUUUGGACCGUUCCUUUAACUAUGGGCAGGGCUACAUACAGAUACAUUUAGGAGCUGGACCAAUACUACAAAUAUGGGCGGGGCUACAUAAAGAUAAAAUUGGGAUUUGGACUGAUACUAUAAAUAGGGGCGGGGCUACAUACAGAUAUAAUUGGGAUUUGGACCGAUACUACAAAUAUGGGCGGGAGUAUACAUACAGAUAAAUUUGGGAUUUGGACCGAUACUAUAAAUAUGGCCGGGGCUACAUACAGAUAAAUUUGAGAUUUAGACCAGUACAAUAACUAUGCAUUAUAUAGUUACAAGAUGCAUAAUAUUUUGGUAUAUCGGUUAUCGGCCGAUAUUGCUGUUGGUCAGUAUUGGUUAUGUAAGUUUGCAUUUUAAUUGUGAUAUUUAAAAUGCUCAUUUCCUCUGUUUUUAUAUUUAGAUUACAUUUGCAGUCUUCUAAAAAUUCAAAUUUAAUAACACUGUUAAAUGUAAUCUUUAGCAAAUCUCACAAUGAAUAUUAAUUUUUCAUACUGUACAUUAUAAUGUACUGAUGCCCAGAUUCACUUGUAACAUUUAAAAUUAUAGUUUUUUUAGUGUUUUAUUCAUAUUUAUCUAGAAAAAAUGGUAUGGAAUUUUAAUAUUGACCAUUUAUCGGUUAUCGCCCAUAACAUGAAAACAAUUAUUGGCGUAUCAGUCAGAACUUAAUAUCGUGGUCACUUUGCUUAUCAUUUCAUCAUGUCACGCUUGGUUAAGACACGGUUAAGGUUCAACUGGGAGCAAAGACGAGGAAAAAUGAUGUUUUUAAAUGAUGGGGGCAUGAUCAGGGUCUCUCUAGCAUGAAUGGGUGGGACCCAGUUGUAUGGGGCAGAGUGCCUUACUGGCAGGACAAAGAGCAGUAUGAAAUAUGCAUUUUACAUAAAAAAUAGAAAUAUCUUAAGAGCUGAGCUUUUGUUUUCACCUUUGAUUCAACGGUGACAAACAUUGCCAAUUUUUUUCUGAUGUUGUGAAAAUGUUUCGUUAGUUAAAACUGUAUAAAGAUCAAAACUUCUGAUCUGGCACAUGUGGACAGCGGUAGGAGAAAAUAUAUCAAGAUUUUGUGUUUGUUACGGCAAACAAUGUUUUAUCCGAACCUGUCAUUCUGACCUUUUCAUUAGAUGGAAGAGACAGUGUUAAUGUGUUUCAUACGGUGAUAGUGAUCAACAGAAACAUUUACAGUGAUUAAAUCUCACAGUGUGGUGGGAGGGUUUGAUGCCAUGCAGUGUUUUGCCUCUUUUUGUAUUCAUUUAAUUGUGAAAUUGUCUUAUGCUGCUCUGCACCUGCCAUUCUGAUCACAGGCUGAUAACUGUGCCAAUUCAAUUGUUCUUGAGGUAUGUGGAAUGUAAUUCCAGAGCGGUUUUGUGAACCACAGAAUAUCCUGAAACUGCGUAGGGAGCUGCAUUGAAAAAGUUGCAUAUCAAUAGAAGCUUAUCACAUUCCUUCUUCUUAACACUGCAAAAAAAAUAUAUAUAUUGUCUUGUUUUCCUGUAAAAAUUAAACAUUCUUAAAACAAGGUACAUUUUUUGGAAAAGCAAUUAAAUAGAUUUGAGAAGUAUUUUACAUUUAAAUAAAUGUAGUUGCUUUGUUAAUUACCAAAAUGUAUUGUUUAAAACUUAGUUAAACUGAAAUAUUUUAAUUAAAUAUUCAAAUUAAAGUUUACUUUUGACAGAAUUAUAAUUAUUUUUACUAUUAAUUUUAAAUGAAUUUACUUCAUUUCACAAUCAUUCCUAAUUCAAAAUAUGUACACCAUUUUGAGAUUCUUAAAUCCAAUUUAUUGGAAAUUUUUAAUUAGGCGGAGAAAUAAGAAAGAAACUGAAGAAUUUAUUUUAAACAUCAUUUUUCUUGUUUUAAGCAUAAACCAUAAUUAUGCUUUAAAUAAGAAAAAGAAAAAAAAAAGUUUGCUGAUGGUGUAAGAAGAAUAAACCCAAUUUGAUAUAUAUUAUCAAGUAAAUUUAUCUUGUUUUAAGGAUGUUUAGAUAUUUUUGCUCAAAAACUAGAAAUCAUUUUUUUUUUUUUUUGCAGUUGAAACAAGAUAGUGUAUAUUAGUAACGUGUGCCACAAUAAAACGCUCCCUGUUCAUAUCUCCCUGAUGGUUUUGUAGCUAGCACAUAAUAUUUGUAGUCUCCAUUGAUUGCCAUCAUUGGGUGCAGUGUGCUAGAUUAAACUGCUGUUUACAUGGAGAGACAGACAGCGAAAAACGGUGAAGGAAAAUGUGGAUGCAUUUAUUGCACAGCUCAUAGCUUUUACUGUUUGAAGCUGUAUCCUGCCUGCUGUGAAAAUAAGACAAAGGAAAAAAAACAAAACAUUUUAUAUUAUUGAGGAAAAUAUUGAAUCUGUUAAAGAUGGCACGUGCUGGGGCCCAUUCAGAUCAAUAUUACUGUCUAGUGUUAGAUGUGUAUUUACCUUGUACAGCUGUACUCCUAUAAAUAUGGUUUAAUGUAUUAUUGAUAGUUUCAAAGACUAAGUGAUCAAAUAUUUUUAUGAAAUGCAACAGUACGGAUAUAAUAAAUUUUGCUAAAAUCUUGUUUACCUGUAUGAUAUUCUGAUAUACUGUUAAAUAAACUCUUGACAAGG